Messenger RNA from Phyllopteryx taeniolatus (common seadragon), 3223 nucleotides. RefSeq names its product tetraspanin 15 (gene tspan15). The record is from RefSeq and is a predicted model, not a curated record. NCBI's taxonomy places the organism in Eukaryota, Metazoa, Chordata, Actinopteri, Syngnathiformes, Syngnathidae. The coding region runs from base 88 to 984 and encodes 298 amino acids. Gene Ontology annotation, cellular component: membrane. The transcript is spliced from 8 exons.
UCCAGGUGUGCAGUCGGGCAGAGGCGGAAGUGAGUGGUCACAACGACACAGGACAGCGAGAGAGCCACGCAGUUGUCUCCACUAACAAUGGCGAACAAUGACCAAACCCGCUACUGUCACAGAUUCUCCUACGUUGUUCUCAAAUUCAUCCUCUUCUCCUACGCCAUCCUUUGGUGGCUAAUAGGUGCCUUCAUCCUGGCAAUUGGUAUAUAUGCUGAGGUGGAAAGGCAGCGCUUCAAGACUCUAGAGGGGGUGUUUCUGGCCCCUGCUCUGAUUCUCAUCCUCCUGGGAAUUGUGAUGUUUAUUGUUUCGUUCAUUGGCGUCUUGGCAUCACUCAGGGAUAAUCUAAUUCUGCUGAAGGUGUUCAUGUACACACUGACGGUGUGCCUCAUCCUGGAGCUGCUGGGAGGAAUUCUGGCACUGGUGUUCCGCAACCAGACUGUGGAUUUGCUGAACAAGAACAUACGAAGAGGCAUAGUUAACUACUAUGAUGACUUGGACUUCAAAAACAUCAUGGACUACGUUCAGAUAAAGUUUAAGUGUUGUGGCGGCCAAGAGUAUAAAGACUGGUCAGUCAACAUGUACCAUAACUGUUCUGUACGGGGUCCACUGGCCUGUGGGGUGCCUUAUACCUGCUGCAAUACCAAGCCAAAUGAAGUAGCAAACACAUUGUGCGGCUACAAGGUGUUGGGACAAGAGCGCUUGGACCUGGUCGACACGAUACACAUCAGAGGCUGCACCGACGCCUUCUUCAUUUGGCUGACAGACAACUACAAGAUUAUGGCGGUGCUGCUGCUAGGGAUCUUGCUGCCUCAGUUCUUUGGGGUAGCCAUAAGCUGGUUGUACAUCACUCGAGUGGAAGACGCCAUCAGCGAGUACGGUCACUACACGGACGGCCUUCUGGACUCAAACAUGCAGGACAGACACCUCAAGAGGCAGGGCCACAUGGCCAAGUGGUUUAAGUGUAUGCCUGAGUUCGACUGAAGAUCAACAAGCUGACAGCUAAUGCUUACUUGAAUCCCCUCAAUCAGACAAAAAAAUUCAAUUUGGACUCGAAUGUCUACAGAACUUAUUUCUUUUCGCCACUCGGGGACAAACACCAUGAAGUGAUACACUGAACAAAUCAAGAUUUCUCUCCCCCCCCCCCACCACACCCCCUACCCCCACCCCUCCUUCAAGUGUUCACUUUUCAUGGCAACACCGAGCGGGACAUUAAUGCAAAUGUCAUACUACUUCAACAAAUAUGCAGCACCGCACUCCACCAGCUGCUCAUCUCAUGAGUUGAGCCUAGAGCUGAAAACACACUGGGGAUUUCAGGAUCCAAAUGAAACUUUUUUUUUUCCUUCUUUAUUACGUGAACCUGUAGGAAUGCUAAAUCAUUUUCUUUUGCAAAUUUUAUUUUCAUUGCCCAGCCACAGUUUUGUGUGUCCAUGUUAUGUGAUACUCAAUGCUCUGAUGAUCAUUAAGUGACCAAGAUAAAGUAUCUGAGGGCCUCUGCUUUAUAAAUAUUCAAUAGUGUUUUAAGAUUAUGCUCUUCUGCCGUUGAACCUGUGUGAUAAAAACAAGGCAAAGGUUUUAUUCCUAAAGUAUGUUUAAUAUUUUUCUAAACCACUAUAAAAGUAUGCAUAAUUUAAACAAUGGUCCCACGCCAUCAAAAUCCUUUUUUUCCCCCUACUGUUUUAUGCACAGCAUAGGUCAAAAUGAGUCUGUGACAUGGUUUUAAGUUUGACAUCUAUGUGGUUUGUUGAUGGAAAUCUGAUCUGGUCUCUUUGCAAGACUUAUGUCAUUUUUUGCCUUUUGCCUUCAGUGUGUUUGUGAUGUAGAUAGUUACUAAUUAUUCAGAUACCUGCCCACUUCGUGGUCGGUACCCACGCACUCAACUGAACUGAACAGCAACAUGGCGUUUCUGGGUUAUAAGCAAGUGAGUCUCAGCUGCUGCCAAGCCAGACAAAUGCAGUCGAUAAAGUAUACAUAUUUUGGGUUUUACAACAAUACUUAACUAUAUUUAUAAUUUCUAAUGUAACUGUGGAUGAAAUAUCAAAGCUUGCGGUCAUUGUCGUCAAAAUGUGCAUGAGUGAUGAACGUCGAUAUUCAAAUGAAUAGGAGCGUAGGACCAGCCUCUCAAGUUGUACUCGUUUUUUCACCCACUUCCCCCGUUAGCUCGUGUUCCCUAUUAGUGGGACAAUAAUCCAACGCUUGGUGAAUUCUGCUUCACAAUGAUAGUAAGACCCCACAUAGAAGGAUCCAAAGGUGACUUCGCUCUGAUGGCUUGGCUGACACAAGACAUCAUAUCACUAGGGCCAAUCACAGCAGAGCUGUUUUCCAUAUUUAAAUGAAUAAUAAAGAUCCAAUCAGGACAAAGCUUAUUUACAUAUCAAAUAAUAAGAAAUCGGGCUGUCUCAAUUGCUAGGUGUAAAAGACCAACUAGAAUAGCUUCAAAAAGGGCAUCCUGGGCAUUUUCAACCCAAAUGAUCUUGCAUACUCUAUCAAAGGAUAUUGAAGAUUAUGAAAAAAAAAUAUGGCAUGGGAUCUCUAACAAUGUGCUGAAAUAUUUUUUUUUAAAAACUAUUUAGUGAUUCAAUUAAAAUGUACUGCACAAAAGUAAAAAAAAAAAUCUAAAUGUUUAAAAACAAAUGGCUAAAGAGGAAAUGCAAAUGUAUUUAACUUACAUGUUAACUGCAACUGAACUGUACUUGGGCAGUGAAUCUUUCGUAUACCACUAGUGGUACCCGUACCACACACUGAGAAUCUCCAUACUAGAACAAAGUGUAGUUACGAGACGGGGUAAUCUGAAUCUGUGCACACAAUAAUAUGUUGUGUGGACAAAACAUGCACGAAGUCUAGCUGGGAUUGGCUGAUUGUGCAACUCACUACUGAAUAAUAUGCCUUUGACAUACUGCUGAAAUUCAUGUGAACUCGACUGUUGCCUCAACUGUAUUUUUUUCUAUUUUUACCUCAUUUCCAUCUUAAAUCAUCCCUUUAUAGCAUGACAGCACUAUAUCAAUACCCUCCUAGAAUGUAAUACUCUACUUUAAAUUGAUUCUUCUUGCAUUCAUUGAAUUUAUAUACCUCCCAAUUGUUAUUCCCAUUUUGUUCAUACAUUUUCUAAAGAAUUUUAAUCAUGUAGGCAUAGUAUGUAAUUGGAUAAUAAUAGUAAUGAUGUGUGCAAGUUGCUAAUUGUUUUUUGUUGUUUUCGUGCAGAAAAUGAAUUGAAAUUAAAUGA